Molecule: messenger RNA, 600 nt
Organism: Trypanosoma brucei brucei TREU927
Lineage: Eukaryota; Euglenozoa; Kinetoplastea; Trypanosomatida; Trypanosomatidae
Gene: TB927.1.650
Exons: 1
Coding region: 1-600 (199 amino acids)
Source: RefSeq, a predicted model, not a curated record
AUGGACGAGAUCAAGUGGCCCCUGCGGUUGCUGCAAAUAUUGCGCAAUCAUUUGGAGCAGGUGGAUCAUCCCCAUGAACCGCGAACAUUACCGAUUGCAGCCAAGUGCGGUCAGGGAGGUGUGCUUGCAUUCCUGACGGAUGUUGAUGAUGAUGUUAGGCGUCGUACCGGAGCUUCGGAGUGCAUCACGGCGUGCUGUCGUGGACUUGUGUUAGAUAUGAUUGAGCAGUGCUGCACUCUGCUGUUCCUUUCUUCGAAAGAGAGGCGGGUCAUUAAUAUGGCCGCUGUUCAGCGUGAAAAGCGUGUGGUUGCGCGUGGCGUAGGGAAACGCCGACGGGGGGAUCAGGGGGAAACGACAGAAGAAACUGCUAUAGGUGAGACGGACAAUUCGCAGCGCAAGUGUGCUGCUGUAUUACCAUUGGAGUACCUUCUCCGUUUGUUUGUGGCACUUCCGUCUCUGCUUGCGCAUUAUGAUAAAUUAGGUGGGUCUACGAUGCCGGCUGCGUUUAAGCAGCCCCUCUGGAAUUAUGUGAAUGCCGUUCUCGAUAUCAUGAAGGACAUGACAUUUCUUGACCCAUCGGAAUACAUACCCCUCCGAUAA